UUUGAUUUUAUGGCUUGCUGCUGUGUUUGAUGUGUCAUUCAUUUGCAUUUUGUGUGUAUUUGCAUAAAUUUAUUUUCAAUUAAAUUAAUAAUUUUGACUGUGCAAGUGUACAAACUCCAAUAGUUAAUUAUUUCAGCGUUUUUAAAUGUAGUAAGUAUUACUAACAUAAUAAAGGACAUGGAACCAAACAAGACAAAAAGUGCAACAGAAGGUAUUGCACCAAUGGGUAUAACAGCAUUACAUGAAACUGUCCUGAGCAAUCAACCAGAGUCCCGCUAUGAAUGCCCGGUGUGUCUCAACUGGUUGCGAGACCCCGUCAUCACGACAUGUGGGCACAAGUUCUGUAAUAGCUGCAUCACAUCUUGGUUACAGAACAGUGGCCACUGUCCCAUAGACAACAUAAACCUCAGCAUGAAAGUUGAUAUUUUCCCAGACAACUACACUAAAAGGGAAAUCCAAGAGCAGAGAAUGUCCUGCCCAUUUGCAGCUAAAGGUUGUGCAGUCAAAGUGACCCCCUUAGACUUGGACACACACAUAACAAUGUGUGAGUUCAACCAGCCAGACGUGUCCACUCGUACUGAAGCGAGGGUGCCCUGCUCCUUCCAUGCUGUGGGAUGUAGAGACUCUUUCGACAACCAGGAGGAAAUGAACAAUCACCUGCACAAUGAUAUACAGACCCAUAUGAGUUACCUGAUGAAUGCAUACUCAAAGAUCCAAAUAGACAACGACAUAUCGAAUGCCAGCAUCGACGCCAAAGAGCAGGAAGCCAUGAGUCUAUGGGAAGCGCCGGACAAGAAUGGUGCCGAGGCCACGCCUGCGCCGCUACACAACACUAGCGCACUCAUUAGAGCUCUAUAUGAAAGAGUAGUAGUGCUAGAACAGAGGAACCGUGAACAAGACAUAGUCAUAGCGAACAUGUCCAAACAGCUCUCGGCGCUGUCGGUGGCGAAGAUGAAGCAGAACAACGACAUGUUGCUACGCUACUGCAUGGGCAACUACAUCUGGAAGAUCGACAACUUCAAGGCGCGCUGCGACGCCAUGUUGAAGGACCAUUUUAAGAUGUUAUACAGUCCCGGGUUUUAUACGUCGCCGAAUGGCUACAGGUUCUGCGUCCGACUGAACAUUUCCCCCCAGAACCCGCUCUUCUUCGCUCUACACGUGCACCUCAUGAAGACUGAAUACGACGACUGUCUCGAGUGGCCCUUCAAUGGACGCAUUUCAUUCGCAACCAUCAACCAAUACGACCCAGAUAUGACCCAAAGGGACACUAUGAUGUCCAAUUCCAACCUCGUGGCGUUUAGGAAACCGACUUCGGAAAUAUGUGUGCGGGGAUUUGGCUACACUGAGUAUGCGGUGGUCAGUGAUGUUGUGAGGAAUGGUUUUGUUAAAGAUGAUGUUUUGAUUGUAAGAAUCAAUAUCAAGUGUGUAUGACAUGAGGAGUGACUUUUUUGUUGUUUACAUUUUGUUUUUUAUAUUUUUUACUUGGACAAAGCAUUUAAAUGUGUAAAUUUAUUUAUUUGCUACCUCGAAUGGAAAGACAGAAUAUGUACUUAAAGGAUCAUUUUUUUUGAUUUUGACGUAAGGACUGAGGAUUUUGUUUUUAAACUUUUUUCUUGGAUAAACUAUUUUAAUAGCUUAACAAUUAAGUACCUAUGUAUUUUUAAGCUACCUCAGAAGAAAAAGACAGAAUAGGUAGAAAUAGGAGUUACAGGAUUACUUUUUGAUAUAUCAGAUGACAUAAGGAGUGACCACCAAUAUAAGCCAGAAAUCUUGUGGAAGUGACUUUUUAGUCAAAUUAAAUUUUGAUUUUUAACUGUUUUUUUUUUUUGGAGGAAAUAUAUUGGUGCUAUUUAUAAAAUUGUAUUAUUACAUUGGUUCAUAUUUUUUUUUAAUGCAAGGUAAAUUUUAUGUUUCUUUUUUUAAUUUAAGACUUGCAGUAUUCAAAACCUCGUUUGGUUUUACCUGUUUGUUACUGCAAACAAUGCAACCGCAGAACACAUUGAUUGAAAUUAUACAUUCCUUAAUAUUAGAGAAAUCUUUUUGAACUGUCAAUAAAAUUAAUAAGUAGCAUAAGUAAAUACAACUCACUUUUUAUAUUAAAGACUUAGAAUUUCAAGUACUUAUUGUAUCAAUAGUGAAGGAAUUUCAACUUCAUUGUCGAAUAUUCAUUAUAUUUACUGUCAAACAAUUAAUGUUUGGCACUUAUAACGGAGCCCGUCCAAGUGUUAGUAUUCUAUUUAGUGUUUUUGUAGUUUUAAGAUACCUAAUUAAAAAAGUACAGUAUUUUUAUAAUCUCGGUAAGAUCUGUCAUCACUUAAAAGUAUUUUUUAAAUGUAUCAAAAAGGAAUUAGAGCACAAAGUAAAUGAUAUUAUCAAGAUAUUUUACAUUCCACGUACUUAUUCGUACUUAUUGUAACUUUGUAAAUCGUACCAUGUACCUCUUUGUAUUACUAAUUUUGUAUGUCAUACCAUAUUUAUAAAUAUAUUAUGUUGAUUUAAGUAAAAUGGUGCCUUAUUAUUUUAAUCAUGUUAUAAAAAUUUUAUACUGUUAAAUUAUACAUACAUAAUUUUAUUAAAUAAAGUAGGUAUGUAUUUCAA
Messenger RNA from Bicyclus anynana (squinting bush brown), 2598 nucleotides. It is a transcript of the gene Traf6, whose product is annotated as TNF receptor-associated factor 6. Gene Ontology annotation, cellular component: plasma membrane signaling receptor complex. The transcript has 7 exons. Gene Ontology annotation, molecular function: zinc ion binding; protein binding. Gene Ontology annotation, biological process: regulation of canonical NF-kappaB signal transduction; tumor necrosis factor-mediated signaling pathway; positive regulation of JNK cascade. The record is from RefSeq and is a predicted model, not a curated record. The coding region runs from base 178 to 1431 and encodes 417 amino acids. Lineage: Eukaryota; Metazoa; Arthropoda; Insecta; Lepidoptera; Nymphalidae.